This is a messenger RNA of Lipotes vexillifer (Yangtze River dolphin), 1011 nucleotides long. It is a transcript of the gene NUDT17, whose product is annotated as nudix hydrolase 17. Gene Ontology annotation, molecular function: NADH pyrophosphatase activity. Gene Ontology annotation, cellular component: cytosol; peroxisome. Lineage: Eukaryota; Metazoa; Chordata; Mammalia; Artiodactyla; Lipotidae. The record is from RefSeq and is a predicted model, not a curated record. Gene Ontology annotation, biological process: NADP+ catabolic process; NAD+ catabolic process.
AUGGCGGCGGCGAGGGUGCUUCUGUCAGGACGGCCGGAGUCGGUGAGCUUCGCGCAGAGCGUGUGUGGCCUACUGGGCGCCGGGCCGGGGCUCGGGCCGUGGCCCACGUACUGCGGCCUCAAGCGGGGACAACUCGUCCUCUCGGACAGGCCGUUCCCAGGCGCCUCCGCCAGGCUUCCGCUCCAGCGACCCCCUUUCUGCCCUUUUUCGGCCCUGGAUCAGCAGCCCAGGGCUCCUGGGGCCGAGCUAACCACGAAUCGAGGUGUGGAUCUGGCUGUGGCAGUCGUUCUGCAGUCCAGCGAUCAGACUGUCUUGCUGACCCGAAGGACACGCACUCUCAACGUUUCCCCCAACCUCUGGGUACCCCCAGGUGGGCACGUGGAACCUGAUGAAGAGCUGCCGGACGGAGGACUUCGAGAGCUUCGGGAGGAGAGUGGACUACAGCUGCCCCAGGGCCAGUUCUUUUGGGUCCCUCUGGGGUUAUGGGAGUCUGCCUACCCUCCUAGGCUGAGCUGGGGUCUCCCCAAAUACCAUCACAUCAUUCUCUAUCUACUUGUCAUUUCCCAGGAGUCACAGCAGCAGCUACAGGCCCGGAUCCAACCAAACCCAAGAGAAGUGAGUGCCCUUAUGUGGCUGGGACCAGAUGUAGCAGCUGCAGUGGCUGCCACAGAGGAUGGGACAGAGACACCCAGACAUCUUCCCCAGGACCUACCGCCUUCUGUCCUUGCAGUGGAACUAGAAGAGAAUGGAGGAGCUCGACCUCUGGUCUUGCCCACGCCCACACUGCUGCGGAUGACCCCAGCCACGGCAGAUAGCAAAGAGAGGGUCAGCACUGGGACCAAGUUUGCCCUCAGGCUCUGGCUACAGCAUCUGAGCAGUGUGACACCCCUACCGUGUGGAAGUAGAACUCACUUGGACCCAGGGCCUGCAAGGGAAGAACAGAAUGUGGGAAGGGAAGAACAGAACCAUCCCCCCACAACAAACCAGGGAUCUGGAAAGCAAAGUGCUUAA